Messenger RNA from Microtus ochrogaster (prairie vole), 5712 nucleotides. It is a transcript of the gene Ncapg2, whose product is annotated as non-SMC condensin II complex subunit G2. NCBI's taxonomy places the organism in Eukaryota, Metazoa, Chordata, Mammalia, Rodentia, Cricetidae. Gene Ontology annotation, biological process: mitotic sister chromatid segregation. The coding region runs from base 249 to 3662 and encodes 1137 amino acids. The record is from RefSeq and is a predicted model, not a curated record. Gene Ontology annotation, cellular component: condensin complex; nucleus. The transcript has 29 exons.
CGUCAGGGCGGCGCGCGGGUGUGUUUGAAUCUGGUCCGAGCGCGGGAAACGAUGGGUCCCUGGUGAGGUGAGCACUGCGCGGUGUUUUUCUGGGAGAUCUCAUUCAGGAAGGAGAAUGAGCAAGGUCCCUUGAGCUCUCAUUAUCCUGUAGGGGUGAAGAGGAGGCUGCUGAAGCUAGGCUUGAAUGCACUCUCUAACAAGUUCCCAGGGUUGUAAAACAGGCUCCCUUAGAGACAGUUUCAUCUGUCAUGGAAAAACGGGAGACAUUUGUCCAAGCGGUUUCAAAGGAACUGGUUGAGGAGUUUCUGCAGUUUGUUCAACUUGAUAAAGAUUCUUCUGAACCUUUCAGUUUAAGUGAGUUACUAGACGAAUUAUCAAGGAAACAGAAAGAGGAAUUAUGGCAAAGGCUGAAGGACUUACUGACAGAAACGUUGUUAGAAAGCCCGGUGGAUGGGUGGCAGACAGUGGAAGACCAGGGUGAAGAUGGAAUGGAAUCCGAGCCCAGUCCUAAGAUGAAAAAGAGCAUAGAAAUAAUACAUGCAAUUACAUCUGUAAUUCUUGCUUCUGUAUCUGUAAUAAAUGAACAUGAGAACUAUGGGGCCCUCCUGGAGUGUGCUGUUAUAUUAAAUGGUAUUUUAUAUGCACUACCUGAAUCUGAACAAAAACUCCAGAACUCUAUUCAGGAUCUGUGUGUCAAAUGGUGGGAAAAGGGCCUGCCUGCCAAGGAGGACAUGGGGAAGACUGCAUUUGUCAUGCUGCUGAGGAGAAGUCUGGAGACUAAGACAGGGGCAGACGUGUGUCGGCUGUGGCGCAUCCAUCAGGCCUUGUACUGCUUUGGUUUUGAUUUGGAGGAAAACAGAGACAUUAAAGACAUGCUGCUCGAGUGCUUCAUAAAUGUUAAUUACAUCAAGAAGGAAGAGGGAAGAAGAUUUCUUAGUUUUCUUUUCAGUUGGAAUAUAGACUUUAUUAAAAUGAUCCAUGAGACCAUUAAAAAUCAGUUGUCUGGAUUACAAAAGUCCUUGAUGGUACACAUUGCAGAAAUUUACUUCAGAGCUUGGAAAAAGGCUUCAGGGAAAAUAUUGAAGACCAUUGAAAAUGCCUGCAUCCAGGACUUCAUGUUCCAUGGCAUCCACCUUCCAAGGAGAUCUCCAGUGCACUGCAAAGUGCGAGAGGUGCUGAGUUACUUUCAUCAACAGAAAGUCCGUCAGGGAGUGGAAGAGAUGCUGUAUAGGUUAUAUAAGCCCAUCCUGUGGAGAGGACUGAAGGCCAGAAAUUCUGAAGUUCGAUCAAAUGCUGCCUUGUUGUUUGUUGAAGCGUUUCCUGUUAGAGAUCCAAACUUCAUUGCCACUGAAAUGGACAGUGAAAUUCAGAAGCAGUUUGAAGAACUAUAUAGCCUUUUAGAAGAUCCUUAUCCUAGGGUCCGUUCCACAGGCAUCCUUGGUGUUUGUAAAAUAACGUGUAAAUACUGGGAAAUGAUGCCUCCUACCAUUCUCGUUGACCUCUUGAAGAAAGUCACAGGGGAGCUGGCAUUUGAUACGAGCUCAGCUGAUGUCCGUUGUUCUGUUUUUAAGUGUUUGCCAAUUAUUUUGGACAACAAGCUGAGCCACCCAUUAUUAGAACAGCUUUUGCCACCACUCAGGUAUAGUCUCCAUGAUAAUUCAGAGAAAGUGAGGGUGGCUUUUGUGGAUUUGUUGCUGAAAAUCAAAGCCGUGAGAGCUGCAAAGUUUUGGAAAAUAUGCCCCAUGGAGGACAUUUUGGUUCGCUUGGAAAUGGAUUCUCGGCCUGUGUCUCGGCGCCUGGUGAACCUCAUCUUCAACUCUUUUCUGCCCGUGAACCAGCCAGAGGAGGUGUGGUGCGAGCGCUGUGUCACACUGAUCCAGAUGAAUCGCGCAGCUGCCAGGAAGUUCUAUCAGUAUGCCCACGAGCACACCGCCAGCACCAACAUAGCAAAGCUCAUCCAUGUCAUCCGUCACUGCUUGAAUGCCUGUAUCCAGAGGACGCUGCAAGAGUGCCCGGAGGCCCAUAAGGAGUGCGAGAAGGAGAACGCCAGCGUACUAGAUAAAACAUUGUCAGUGAGUGAUACUGCGUCCAUGGCAGGUUUACUAGAAGUCAUUGUGAUUCUCUGGAAGAGCAUCCAUAGAAGUCUGGAAAAUAAUAAAGAGGCCAAAGUUUAUACCAUUAACAAGUUUGCAUCUGUGCUUCCAGAGUACCUGAAGGUGUUCAAGGACGAGCGCUGCAAGAUCCCCUUGUUUAUGCUAAUGUCAUUCCUGCCAGCCUCUGCUGUCCCUGUGUUCAGUUGUGGUGUGAUUUCUGUCCUGAGAAAUCAGGAGGAGACUGUUACAGGCAGGAGCUACUGUACCUUGCUGGAUUGUCUCUGUUCCUGGGGGCAAGUAGGGCAUGUCCUGGAGCUCAUUGUUGACUGGCUGACAAUAAGGCCACGUCAGACCAAGAGUAAUUUGUCCUCUAAAUGUAAAGUGCAAAUCAAUGAUACGUGCCCGGUAAAACAUGAGCUAGCAUUGUUGUACAUGGAGUAUUUGCUGACCCAUCCAAAGAAUCGAGAGUGUCUGCUCUCUGCACCCCAGAAGAAACUUAACCAGCUUUUAAAAGCACUUGAAGGAUCCAAGGCAGAUCUGGAAUUUUUUCUUCAGUCUCCAAGUGGGCAUCCCCUCAACUUCAACAAAGAAGCUGCAUCGCAUGCCUUUGCUCUACACUGUCGACUGAGCGUCCAUCUUCAGUACAAGUUCUCAGAAGAGAAAAUUCAUCUGUCCAUCUUGAAUGAAACCGGAUCUUGGUUAGAAAACAAAGUUUUGCCUCUUCUUCAAGACCAAGAAGACGAGUUUCUGAAGCUUCGGAGGGACGUCUAUCAGCAGGUUAUCCAGACUUACCUGGCUGUGGGUAAAGAUGUUGUCAUGGUGGGCCUUGGAGACACUAAAUUUCAGAUACAGCUUUUACAGUGGAGUCUCGGAAUAAUGAAAACAGUGAAGGAAUUUUUUUACAUUUCAUUACUUCUUGGCAUUCUCAAGGAGAUAGCUGGAAGCUCCAUGAUUCAGAAAACAGAUUCAGAAGAAGUCACGGUGCUGUUUGAUUUAGUGCAGGAAGUAUUUCAGAAAAUGUUGGAAUGUGUUGCCUGGACCUUCAGGAAGCAGCCAGAAGAAAGUCUGCAGCUCUUUCAUUCUGUACAGUCCCCUCUUCAUGAAUUUAUCAGCACUAUUCAGUCCUGGUACAGGGACACUGCAGUCCACCAUGGUAUACUUUCUACUCUGAUUGCUGCACUUGUGGUUGAGAUAAGUCAUCAACUGCAGAAGGUUUCUGAUAUAGAAGAGCUGACCACACCGCAAUGUCCUGCUGACCUUCCUCCAUUUUCAAGGUGUUUAGUUGGUGUAAUAAUGAAGUCUUUGGAUGUGGUCAGGUCAUUUUUGGAUGAACUAAAGGCUUGUGUAACCUCUGGUGAUAUUGAAGGCAUUGUGUGCCUCACAGCUGUUCUGCAUAUUAUUUUGGUUAUUAACAAAGGUAAACAUAGAAGUGCAAAGCUGAAGGAGGUUGUAGAGACUGUGAACAGAAAGCUGAAGACAUUUAUGGAGAUCACUUUGGAAGAGGAUAGUCUAGAAAGGUUCUUGUACGAAUCAUCAAUAAGAACUUUGGGAGAGUUUCUAAAUUCAUGACAAAACCACCAUCUUUGGAUGUGUAGAAAUAGACUCAUGAAAGUGAAAUGUGUGUAUAUCUUUCUUGCUUUUUCUUCUUUUGUCAGGCUAAGCCUGGAGUCCUGAGUCUGUAGUUACCCAAAGACGAAAGCCAGUAGAGCACUGGUGCUCUACUCCACACGCUGUGCCUUUAAUCAGCUGCCAGUCAAGGAGAGUGGUAAAGACGUGUGGGAGAAAGACUGGCAGCUCGUAUGGAAACUGUGGCCUUGGCCAGCUCUUGAGUUCGGUGGCCUAUAACUUACCUACUAUUUAUUAUUUGUUAUAAAUUUUCGCUGGAACAGAUUUCUCUUUGAACUUUCAGCAGGGCUACCAUUAGCCCACACAGAACCUUUGCUCAAAUGCUGAAAAGAAUCACUUUGCCAAGACAUUUUACUUCACUGCCAUGUGUUGUACAGUUGUAAUAAAUACACAAAUAUACAGCAUUGAUAUGAAGUGUCUACUCUGUUGCACUCGUGAGGUGCCAGCAGUCCUACUCCAUUAAAGGUCAUUAUCAGAUCAGAGAAGACUUCUCGUUUGAGUGUUGCUGUGUACUAUACGUAAUCGGGGAUAGAGCAGAAAUAAGGUUCAAAAACGCCUGCGAAAGUGGAAAGUGAAUUGAGGAAGGCCUGUGCCAGGAAUGGGUUGCUACCUAGAAAUGAUUGUCAUAUCUUAAGACCACAGUAGAAUGUUGCUCAAUGCUCAAUUCGCCCUGCUUUUCCUCCGCAUGUCUAUGGCAGAGACACUGGUCUUUUCCUAUAUUGAUGAUUAUAGAAGACUAAGCAGAGAACUCAAGAGUUAAAUGCUUGUCCAAGGCCCAUAUAAAUAAUGGGUUAAUAGCUGGACAGUGGUUAUGCACUCUCUUAAUUCCAGCACCUGGAGAGGUUGCCUGCAGAAGCAGAAGGAUCUCUGAGUUUGGGGCCAGCCUGAUCUACACAGUGAGUUCCAGGACAGCCAAGGCUAUACAGAGAAACCCUGUUUCCAAACACAAGAACAACAACAAAUAAUGGGUUAACGAUGUGAAAGAGAAGAAGGAUCUGGUUUUAAAUUGACAUUUGUAUAAUAUGGCAACCACGAGUAGGCAGUGACAACAGUUUUGUAUCAUUCAUUUAAAAAUGCUAGCAAGUGGUCCCUUGAGCACAUGUGGAGAAGCAAUGGCACCAACACUGUGGUAGAAGGAUCCUCUACCUCAGGACAAUACUAGGCUUCUAUAGCCUCUGUCACCCCUCAACACACUUGCCUCAGCAAAGACUCUGGCAAACAGGGUUGAGUGGCCUGAACUCAGCAUAGGGAGCUCAGGGAUUACUGCAUUGGUGAUGGUGGAUGGCCUCAGCAGGUGGUAAAGAUGAGAUAGCCAGAUCAAGCUGAGAACUGUGACACCAUACAUUAUUAGACUGUUGGCAGAAAUUGAACCAGUUUGCCUUCUAGUCAACUUGUGACAAAUUCAGCAAGGAUAUGCAUAAGUUGGCCAACUAACAAAACUUACUGUUUUAAUGAUAAAGCAUAAGUGUGGUGUGCUGCUGGGAGACGAUCUGCAGAAUAAGAAGACUUUGCAUCGUGACGUAGCAUGUCUUUCAACUUACUGAUGACUAGGAAUAGAAACCAGUGUUAAACCAUGUCCUAAACAUCUGUGAGAAACGUGGCAUUUUUGACAACAUGAUUCUCCAGGAAGUUGGCUUUGAGAUUACUGAGACAGGAACUACCACAAGAAGACAGCCUUAUCUGAAUGGAAUGCAGACACACAAAAGACCACAGACAACUGAACAAGUUAUAAUAUUUUUACACUUGCCAGUGGCCAAAUAAAUGAGAAGCCAUUGAUGAUCCCACCACACUGCUUAAGACUUUUCCUCUCCUUGUUUUUGUUUGUCCUCCUUUUAUUCCUCUUCAGGUUUUAAUACUUUCAAGGACUUUUUAAAAUAAUAAAAGACAUGGCAUUUAACUGAGCUGAAGAAGUUGGUUACUAGUUUCUUUUUUUUUUUUAGUAUAUCAACUAUAACAUAACCUUAAAAAUGGGGAUAUAUAUAUAUAUAUAUCC